AUCUGCUCGUGAGCAUCUUUACAAUCAUUGUCUUUGCUUGCUCUGGCUUUAAAAUUUUAUCGUUUAUACUGCUAUGCGAUUCAACAAAAUUAAUAUGACUACAUAUAAUGACUUUGAAGUUUGACAGCAAUUUUGUGAAUUUGUCAUAUUGUCUUUCUUAUGAUAAUAUCUAUUUUCAGCUUUGAGAAAAAUAACAAAAAAAAUAAGCUGCAAUGAGUUCUUUAAAUGCAAGUUUUAACCAGAAUAUCUCCAUUGUUCAUCCUCAAUACUUUUUCAUCAUUGGACUUUCAGGUAUACCAUACAGCAGUUAUUAUUAUAUUUUCUUAUUUGUUAUUUAUUUUAUUACUAUAAUUGGAAACUCUUUAGUACUUCUCUUGAUAGCUCUUGACCGGAGUCUGCACAGUCCAAAGUACAUUGGUGUGUUUAACUUAGCCUUGGCUGAUAUUGGUGAAACUAAUGCUCUGAUUCCUAACAUGGUAAAGACUUUUCUGUUUGACUCACAGUACAUCUCCUAUAAUGCUUGCUUGGCAAACAUGUUUUUUGUGUUCUUCUUUAGUAGCUUGCAAAGUGUCUCUCUUGUUAUUAUGUCAUAUGAUCGUUUAAUUGCAAUUUGUUUGCCAUUAAGAUAUCAUAGCAUUGUGAAUAACAGCAGUAUGAUUUUAGUUUCUCCAGCAAUAUGGAUAUUCAAUUCUUCUAUGGUGGCAUUGAUGGUGUCUUUGAUCACUCGAAUUUCAUUUUGUGAUUCCAAUGUGAUACAGAGUUAUUUUUGUGAUCAUGGACCAGUGUAUAGGUUGGCAUGUAAUGACUUUAACCUUAAUAAAUCUGUGGGAUUUGUCAUCACAUCUUUAUUCCUUAUAGCACCGAUGAUCAUUAUAUUCCUUUCAUAUCUAGUCAUUUUUCUUGCAUUAAGCAAAAUCACAACUUGGGAAAGACGUUUAAAAGCACUGAAGACCUGUGUUUCACAUCUGUUGUUAGUGGGUGUUUAUUUUUUCCCAAUAUGCUUUACAUAUCUUGCACAGCUUUUGCUAGCUCUCACUCCCAAUGCCAGAGUCAUCAGCACAUCUCUGGCAUAUGUUGUUCCUCCAAUGUUAAAUCCUAUUAUUUAUGUUUUAAAUACAGCUGAAAUCAAAAACCUGUUGCAAAAAAUGUUUAGCAAAAGAUCGGCACCAGUUAGAGAGGACAUUUCAAAAUGAUUAUGUUUACUUAUUUAAACUUUACAAUGAAGUAUCAUCAUCACUGCUGGGACUGAAUGUGUGCAUUGUUGAUUAGCAGUGAUAUACACGUACUGUAUAGUACAUAUUUAUUAAUGCAGCUGAUGUCAACUGGGUGUAUUUACUGAUUUUGUGCAUACCACGGUGUUCACUUAUUCCACUAAAAAACUGUUCAUCUUUAUCCUUCAUUUUUGGUAGUGAGUAAAUUCUAAUGUGUGUGUUUUGUUGCGAAACCAUAACAUACUUUAAUUUCAAUUAAUUUUGUUGUAUUGUAUAUUUUAUUGUAAUUAAAGUGUCCAUUUUUACAUGAAUGGGAUUCUGGUCCUGAUGAAACUGACUGUUGAAAUAUAUAAAUAUUUUGGU
Molecule: messenger RNA, 1574 nt
Organism: Danio rerio (zebrafish)
Lineage: Eukaryota; Metazoa; Chordata; Actinopteri; Cypriniformes; Danionidae
Gene: or42c1
Product: odorant receptor, family 42, subfamily C, member 1
Biological process (GO): G protein-coupled receptor signaling pathway; detection of chemical stimulus involved in sensory perception of smell; signal transduction
Cellular component (GO): membrane; plasma membrane
Molecular function (GO): G protein-coupled receptor activity; olfactory receptor activity
Source: RefSeq, marked provisional